This is a messenger RNA of Chroicocephalus ridibundus (black-headed gull), 3467 nucleotides long. RefSeq names its product four-jointed box kinase 1 (gene FJX1). The transcript has a single exon. Lineage: Eukaryota; Metazoa; Chordata; Aves; Charadriiformes; Laridae. The record is from RefSeq and is a predicted model, not a curated record. The coding region runs from base 141 to 1421 and encodes 426 amino acids. Gene Ontology annotation, biological process: cell-cell signaling.
CCUGCUCCCGCUGCCGCUCCCCGGGCGGCUGGUCCGGCCCGGGCCGGGCUGCGGCCAUGCGCCAGCGCCGCGCCGAGCGGCCGAGCGGCGGGGCUGCACCGCCGCCGCGUCCCGCGGCAGCGGCGUGAAACGGCGGGAGGAUGAAGCGGGCGAGGCGGGCCGCGCCGGGCCCCCUGCCCCUGCUUGGGCUGCUGCUGCUGGGCGCCCUGCCGGGGCUCUGGACGGUGCUGCUGCGGCGGGAGGCGGCGACGCGGCGGGAGCCGGAUCCAGAGCCGCGCCCGCCCCCGGGGCGGUGGGGCUGGGGGAGCUCCCCGGCGGCGCGGGGCGAGCCCGGCGGCGGCGGGCAGAAAACUUUCCGGGCGCUGCUGGCGGUGCCGGCCGCGGACCAGGAGGAGCGGGACGACGAAGGGCGGUUUGCUGCGGCCGGCUUGCCGCCGCCGGCCGCCGCCGCCGCCGUCUCUCCGGUGGAGCGGGGCAUCUUCUGGAGCCGUGAGCUGGAGGCGCUGGUGCCGCCGGGCUUCGCGGCGGAGGAGGCGGCGGCGUGGCUGUCGGCUGCCCGCGCCGCCCGCGUGGCCUCGCUGGAGCGGGGCGGCUGCGGGCGCAGCUCCAACCGGCUGGCGCGGCUGUCGGACGGGAGCCGCGCCUGCGUCCGCUACGGCAUCAACCCGGAGCAGAUCCAGGGCGAGGCGCUCUCCUACCACCUGGCCGGCGUGCUGGGCAUGCAGGAGCGGCUGCCGCCCAUGGCCCUCGCCCUGGUGGAAGCCCGCGGGCGGCAGUGGGAGCCGGUGCGGGAGGAGCUGCGCGGCUCGCACUGGGCCGAGGGCGCCGUGGUCAGCCUGACCCGCUGGGUGGACAACCUCACCGCCGUGGUGGCUCCCGCGCCCUGGGGUGCCGAGGCGGGCGCCGGCCGGCGACUGCAGCCGCUGUCGGCGGGAGAGCUGGGCGGCCUGCCGCCCUCGCAGCUGGUGGAGCUGGUGCAAUGGAGCGACCUGAUCCUCUUCGACUACCUGACGGCCAACUUCGACCGCCUGGUCAGCAACCUCUUCAGCCUGCAGUGGGACCCGCGGGUGAUGCGCCGCGCCACCAGCAACCUGCUCCGCGCUCCUGACGGCGGGCUCGUCUUCAUGGACAACGAGGCGGGGCUGGUGCACGGCUACCGCCUCCUCGCCAUGUGGGACCCCUACAACGAGCCGCUGCUCCGCUCCGUCUGCGUCUUCCGCGAAGGCACGGCGCGGCGCGUCGCCGAGCUGCACCGCCGCCGCAGCGCCGCCGCCGAGCUGCACCGCCGCUACCGGGCGCGGGAGCCGCUCUGGGCGCGCCUCGGCUUCCUCUCGGAGCGGCAGGCCGAGCUGCUGCAGGCCCGCGUCGACUUCGUGCACCGCCACAUCGCCCAGUGCCGCGCACAGGCCGCCGUGCUCUGACGGCCGCCGGGCGGACGGAGCGCGGUGGCGAGAGCCGGAGACCCGCGUAGCUCCGCGGUUUUUUUCCCUCCGAGGGAGCGGGGCUUACUCGCUCCGGCGGCCGACGAAGGCUGGGGCGGACCCUGCCUGCCAGCUCGGUGCUCGGUGCUCUGUGUCUGACCCUGCCGGAGAUGGGGAGAGGGAGGGGUGACCGCCGGGAGCGGACGCUGACGCUCGGGUGCGAGCAAUAACGGGCUAGCUGCCUGCCGGGGCUGUCGAGAGGAGCAAUUAAUUCGCGUUUGUCAAGAUCUCAGAAGAUGCAGAGUGCGAUCGGUAUAAUUACAGACGAGUUCUACUCCAGGGCUCUGCUCCCAGAGCUUGAAAAAAUGUGAGGGUUCAGCAUCUUGAGUGCUUUCCUUAACUAUCUUGGUGCACUUGCCCUCAUAAAAGACCCUGUAAACGCUGUCGUCUUUGUCUGGUUUGGGGUCGACUACCUUUUCCUUCCAAGGGAGGCAGGCGGAAACACUUUUUUAUAUGUUCUUCCUUUUGCAAUAGCAUAUUUAAGUAUGAAUGUUGAUAUUCAUAGACCAAGAACUGAUUGCACAAUAGGGGAGCCCCUAACUAGCAAAACUGCCCUAUUUAUGAAGCUCAUUUCCCUACCGAUUUUCUUUAACGAGAGUGAAACUUUCUGCUGAUUGUUAAAGCUUGUCAGCGAGAAGUGUGUAAGAAGACCAUAUUCCAUUAGCUCUUAGUCUUUGUUGUGGAUGCAUCUGGUUAAAAUCUUUUGAUUCUUAAGCGUUUGUUUUUAAUCUUCACCAUCAUCGUUUCAUCUGAUGAGUACAGUAACUGACUAAUGGGUGACAGAAGAGGAUCUCCCAGGUUUUAAAAACAUUGCUAUGUGCUAAGACUUUGACGCAAUAGUUAAAGUGGAGGAAAAACUGUCAUGCACUUUACUUUGACUUUUUAAUUUUUUAUAAAAGAAGACCUUUUUAUUUUACGAAGUCUGCCUUUUAUGUACAUUAUAUAUGUUCAUAAGCUUUUCUGUAACAUACUAAAGAAACUGAUAUUUCAGUAAAGUGUGUUAAUGUUUUACCCUGUUUGUCCUGAAUGCUUGCCUGAGCUUUGACAGGGAAAGCGCGCACCUCAUCAGUCUUCCCUGGUGGGUGACAGAGAUCACUUCUUUCCAGCUUCUCAUUCCACUGAACUGAACCGAGUUUUUCUUGUUCCCUCCGAGGCAGGGAGGGGUAGAGUUAAGCUUUCAAACGCUGCUCUUCCUUCUCUCUCUCUCUUUCCUAGCUGUUUUGUCACUGAAAGGGCAAAAGCUCUUUGUGUGGCUAAAAUAAUGUGACUGUUGCAUACUUUAGCUGAAUAGACUUUUGUCUGUGUUUUGAAGCCUGAAAUGAACUGCUUUGACUAGCACUGAGAUAACUGAAGCAGUUAGUUUCAGCAAACUGAUAUGGACGGUGUGGGCUUAGCAGCUGCAGCUUCUUCGGGUGCUGGGCCUGAGUACCAGCCUCUUAAUACAGGUCAUGUCAAGUGUUACUCUACCAGAAACAUCCCUGGAGGUGGCGGUUGCUUUCAAUGGUUUUCUUAUUCUGGUUCUCAAUCUUCUCUUCCCAUUUUGGCAAUCUGUGCAAAUUGAAGAACAGGAAAACUUUUCAAUCUUGCUAAAAUAGUUGGUGGGUUUUUUUCCUACACAAGUUUUGUUCUAGGUAGGGUGAAGUGGUAGCAGUGGAUGUACAAAAUAGCUGCAUCUCUUGUUUGCUUUUUCACAUGUACCAGUAUUCAUAGAAGAGGCCAUUGUAUGGCUCAAAAUACAGACAGAAUAAGGACAAAGGACAAACUAAUCCUCUUUAAACCCCAAAUACCGGUAUAUAUCCUGCUAUAAUCAAACAGCAGCAUAAUCUCUUCUGCAUCUAGACAGGCACCUCUCGAUGAAGGCAGCAGCAAGCUCAGUGGCUGCUAAGCAAGUAGAUGCUGUCUUCACUGUGUGGAGUGCUAACCUUCCCCUGAACUCAGAGAGGACUGUGCAUUCAUACCUGCUGGCAGAAGGUUUUGGGUUGUUAA